GUUGCCAAGAUGGCCACCAACACUCUUGUCAUGCUUUCAUUGAAAAUGAAUUAAUUCAUAGACUGGCAGAUUUCAGGAGAAAAAAUCAACCUAAGUUUACACAAAAACUGUCGAGCAUCUCUUGAAGUGAGCGUCAUUGAUUUUCUGUAGCUGUUCCAGUGCUUCAACAUCCCUGAUCGCCUGCACAACAUGAGCUCUCCUAAGAAAGCGACUACUGAACCUCAUGUCAUCAAAGAAGAGCUGAUAGUGAGUGGAAAAUGGCUGAAGCUUGAGAAGACCACAUAUGUGGAUCCCUCUGGAAGCACCAGAACAUGGGAAACAGCAAAGAGAACAACCCGAGUCGCAGACAGUGCUACUGAUGGUGUAGCAAUCAUAGCCCUACUGAAGAGGACUCUGCAUAAAGACUGUGUCGUAAUGGUGAAGCAGUUUCGUCCACCCAUGGGCUGCAACACACUGGAGUUUCCUGCAGGUCUGAUAGAUGACAAUGAGAGUGUUGAAACUGCUGCUUUGAGAGAACUAAAGGAGGAAACAGGUUACAAAGGAGAAGUAGUGGGCAUCACCCCAGUCUCGUGUUUAGAUCCGGGCUUGUCUAACUGCACCACACAGAUGGUGAUUGUACAUAUCAAUGGAGAUGACACUGAAAAUGUAAACCCCACUCAGCAGCUGGGUGAUGGAGAAUUUGUGGAGGUUAUUCUUCUACCUCUAAAUGAAUUUCAGCAAAAAAUUGAUGACCUGCUGCAGAAAGAGAAAAUAGCGGUGGACUCCAAGGUGUAUAUUUAUGCCAUGGGAAUGUCGCAGGCCUUCUUUAAACCCAGAGAGCUGCCUCUGCUGAAGCAGUGAGAUGCACAGAUCUCUCACCUGGAGUACACUAAAGACAGACAGAGUUUGUGUGCUGUCACACACUGUUGUGUAUGGAAGCCUGUUUCUGCAAUGGGAUUUAAAAUAGAAGAAUAAUAAUAUUAAUUAAAAAAAGAGUAAUUGCGACUUUUACAAUCCUGACUUUUUUAUGAGGACAAAAAGUCAGAAUUCUGAGACAGAAUUCUGAGAUAUAAAUUCACAAUUCUUUUUCUCUGAAUUUUGUUUACAUCAUUAUUCUGUUUUUUGUUUCUGUAAUGGUGUAAAAAGAAGGAAUUGCAAGUUUAUAUCUCACAAUUGUGAGAAAAAAGGUCUGAAUUGUGAUAUAUAAACUCUCACAAUUACUGUUUUUAUCAUUAAUUUUUAUUCCGUGGCAGAAACGGGCUCCGGACACAUCGCUGUGAUUAAAUCAACCGUUACUUGACCAUGACCUUAGUGUUUAGCCACAGUUGCCUGAACAUUCCUAUUAAACUAACAGUAUUUGAUUAACAGGUAUUCAGCGUUCGCACCGUUUUAGAAUUUAAAAAUAUGAAUAUAUAGGAUUUGACCAAAUUGAACUAAAAGUUUUGGAAACUAGAAAUAUAACUUCUCUGUGAAUGUUUUGCACAUGUCCUGUCUGUUAUUGACCUUUAAUAAGACAUUAUAUUUAGAGGUCAUACAUUAAGUGUCACAGAAAGAUGCCUUAUUAGGAAAGGUGCUUUGUGUUGUGAUCAGAUCUUGGCAUUAAUCUAGUAAAACAGACCCCAAAGGUGUGUUUUUGACAUACUGUAGCUAUGUUUUCACAUAAGGUCAGUAGCAAGAAGAUUAUAUUGUGUAUCCAAUUGUCAAAUGUGUUCUAAAAUGUUGCAGUUUGUGCUGGAAGAAGCAAAUUCAAUGCUGUUUACAUUAUCAUUUUUGUCUAAUAAAUUUGACAGUUUAA
Messenger RNA from Cyprinus carpio (common carp), 1774 nucleotides. Its product is annotated as ADP-sugar pyrophosphatase-like. The record is from RefSeq and is a predicted model, not a curated record. Gene Ontology annotation, cellular component: nucleus. The transcript has 10 exons. NCBI's taxonomy places the organism in Eukaryota, Metazoa, Chordata, Actinopteri, Cypriniformes, Cyprinidae. Gene Ontology annotation, molecular function: ADP-ribose diphosphatase activity. The coding region runs from base 190 to 840 and encodes 216 amino acids. Gene Ontology annotation, biological process: ribose phosphate metabolic process; nucleoside phosphate metabolic process.